This is a messenger RNA of Lepus europaeus (European hare), 393 nucleotides long. It is a transcript of the gene GPHB5, whose product is annotated as glycoprotein hormone subunit beta 5. Bases 1 to 393 code for a protein of 130 amino acids. Lineage: Eukaryota; Metazoa; Chordata; Mammalia; Lagomorpha; Leporidae. Gene Ontology annotation, molecular function: hormone activity. Gene Ontology annotation, biological process: regulation of thyroid hormone receptor signaling pathway; G protein-coupled receptor signaling pathway. The record is from RefSeq and is a predicted model, not a curated record. The transcript is spliced from 2 exons. Gene Ontology annotation, cellular component: extracellular region; cytoplasm.
AUGAAGCUGGCAUUCCUCUUCCUUGGCCCCAUGGUCCUCCUCCUCCUGGCUGGCUGUGGCUGUGUCCUCAGCUCGUCCAGCAGCAACCUGCGCACUUUUGUGGGCUGUGCCGUGAGGGAGUUCACCUUCCUGGCCAAGAAGCCGGGCUGCAGGGGCCUUCGGAUCACCACAGAUGCCUGCUGGGGCCGCUGUGAGACCUGGGAGAAACCCAUUCUGGAACCCCCGUACAUUGAAGCCCAUCACCGAGUGUGUACCUACAACGAGACCAGACAGGUGACUGUCAAGCUGCCUGGCUGCGCCCCUGGCAUCGACCCGUUCUACACCUACCCCGUGGCUGUUCGCUGUGACUGCGGAGCCUGCUCCACUGCCACCACGGAGUGCGAGACCAUGUGA